GGCUGAGUGACAUUCUCGCCUUCUCUCACAGAGAUGUCCACUGGGUCCUGCUCCCAUUUUGGUGGAACUGUGAAGGGAAGAGAAAGGAGAUAAAAUUAAAUCGUGCCUUAUGUGGACAUGGAAGAAUAUCCGAACGGAACUCUCCUUGCCGGUCCAUUGGCUAGAGUUGGGGAGGAGCUUGUGAAAACAUUUAAGUUUCGGUCGCAGAUAAUCUUUCCAAAAGAGCGGAUCUGGGGGAUUAAAGCGAACGGCACCUUUUCCGGAUAUCUGGGGGCGGUGCAGAGAGGGGAAGUAGAUGUGAUGCUGGGUCCUAUGGCUCCCACGGUCGGUCGCAAUGAGGCUGUUGACUUCACCGUGCCGUAUGACGUCAAUUACGUCAGCGUGAUGACUUGGAGACCCGUGAAAUUUGUUGAUCCUUUCAACUUCGUCCGUUCUUUUAGCGGCGAAGUGUGGCUGGGCAUUCUCAUUUGCUGGAUUGCCGUCUCUUUCGCUACAAGAUGCUUGGAUUUUGCUGCGUCCAGGCACUUAUGCCGCGGAAACCGCACCCUGCAGUUCCCACAAUACUUGUGGCUGUACUUCAAGGUCAUGUUUCCCAAUAGCUUCCCAGACAACCAGUCAUCGUGGUUCCGCAUCCUUCUGGGCAUCUGGAUGUUGGCUUUAGUAGUGCUCAUGGGGAGCCUCAGUGGCAUACUCACCUCCACAAUGCUUGUCCGCAAGACUACCGAUCGAGUGGACGACUUCGAAGACCUCUUUCGGUACCCGAAGACAAGGGUAGCAGCAGAGACGCUCACCUACUUCGAGCGCCUGCUCACUGACCCUGUAGGCGACACAUUCAAGAGGUUGAGUAACCGCCACGAACGAGUCGUGGGCAUGUAUCGACCUGGCGCGCGUCUAGACGCUGUUAUGGCUAGCGUUCUUCGCAAGGAACGCGUCAUGCUUGGAACGGACGUCAUGCUCAAGUCCCAUAUCGCUGACAAUUACGUGCGAACUGGACAGUGCCGACAUCAAGUGGCUAAAGGAACGGGAGGUCUCAUGCACAUCGUCAUGUUGCUGAGAAAGACACUUACUAAGGACUUCAAGCGGAAGCUGGAUGCAUUCGUGUCCCGCAUAAACCAGUGCAACAUCUACCACAAGGAGAUGGAAUGGCGUCUACGCAACUACACCCGCUGCGUCAACAUUCGGGACGAUGCCGUGCAAGCUCUUGCGCUGACGGAUAUCCAAGGCAGUUUCUUCCUUCUUCUCGUCGGCCUUGCAGCAUCUUUGCUGGUGUUCCUCUCGGAACUCUGCAGCAUGCCGAACAAAUUUAUUUCCUUCUGUGGGACAGGUAACCUGCGAGCUGUCAAGCGGCACAAAUUUCACGCAGCAGCUCUCCCAAGACAUGGGCAGUAUGGGAGAUAGUAUUGACUAUUGCGUAUGAAUCCAAAGCGUUAUCGCUGAGAUUGGCUGAUUUCAAGGGAUGUUUCUUGUGGGAUAAUAGG
Molecule: messenger RNA, 1478 nt
Organism: Ornithodoros turicata
Lineage: Eukaryota; Metazoa; Arthropoda; Arachnida; Ixodida; Argasidae
Product: glutamate receptor ionotropic, NMDA 2B-like
Exons: 8
Coding region: 118-1398 (426 amino acids)
Cellular component (GO): membrane
Molecular function (GO): ligand-gated monoatomic ion channel activity
Source: RefSeq, a predicted model, not a curated record